AAAGUUUCCGAGUCCAUUCCGGGAGCGGGAGCCCAUCUUGCUCACUGCCGAGGCUCUUGCUGGAGGAGGAGGGUCAGAGCUUGGGUGCAGCCAAUCGCGGCCAACGCUGCUAGUUAUCAGAGCAGAAUGGGCUGUAGUUUAGUGAAAUAGGAAAGCUGCAAAAACACUGGAGUGCUCCCGUGUAAAUAAAAAGAGGAAAAAAAGUUUCUCAAGUCGCCACUGCACGACGUCGGGCCGGCGCCGGGGUGGGGGUUUGCGCUCUCCCGAGCGGCCGCGCGCUGGACUUUAUUGUGCCGCAACAAGCCCCGUUCCCAUUGUUUGUGUGUUUUUCAAAAUAUGGCAAAGGUUCAGGUGAACAAUGUAGUCGUGCUGGAUAACCCUUCUCCUUUCUACAACCCGUUCCAGUUCGAGAUCACCUUCGAGUGCAUCGAGGACCUGUCUGAAGACCUGGAAUGGAAAAUUAUCUAUGUGGGCUCUGCAGAAAGUGAAGAAUACGAUCAAGUUUUAGACUCUGUUUUAGUGGGACCUGUUCCUGCAGGAAGGCACAUGUUUGUAUUUCAGGCUGAUGCACCUAAUCCAGGACUCAUUCCAGAUGCAGAUGCAGUAGGUGUAACAGUUGUGCUAAUUACAUGCACCUAUCGAGGUCAAGAAUUUAUUAGAGUUGGCUAUUAUGUAAAUAAUGAAUAUACCGAGACAGAAUUAAGGGAAAACCCACCAGUAAAACCAGACUUUUCUAAGCUUCAAAGGAACAUUUUGGCAUCUAAUCCCAGGGUCACAAGAUUCCACAUUAAUUGGGAAGAUAACACAGAAAAACUAGAAGAUGCAGAGAGCAGUAAUCCAAAUCUACAGUCACUUCUUUCAACAGAUGCACUGCCUUCAGCAUCAAAGGGAUGGUCCACGUCAGAAAACUCACUAAAUGUUAUGUUAGAAUCCCACAUGGACUGCAUGUGACCACCUGCCAUCCCUAUAGUACAAAUUAAGCUAUUAAAACAGAACUAUUUCCCUGAAAUUCCGUAAGUACAUAGUCAAGACACAAUGUGAAGAAUUUGUUUAAAAAUCAUCCUGUAGAAAGUUUAUAAGAAGACCAGUAUUUGAGCAAAUUGUGGAAUAUAAAUACAACUAUUUUUAAGUAAUUUUUUCUCUAAUGUGUUAUUUGUUUUGAAACUAAUCUGAUUAAAGUAUAUAUAUUAUUUUCUUCUCUAUAAUGUAAUUAAAACACUUCUAGGAAAAAUACGAAUCUCUACAUCAGGUUGUAAAGAUGUCUUAGCCUCUUGGACAAUGAUCUUGUGGACCACUAUUUUAUCAGCCUUUGAAAGAACAAAGUUCAUUUAAAUGAAAAUACUUUUUCCUAUGAAAACACAGUCUGGUUUAAUUUAAGGGGCAAGUUUCCAUUCUUCUUUGGCAUGUCCUUAAAAAGGAAAUUUGAAAUCAACUAUGUGCUACCAAGAACUUCAAGAACUACUUUUGAGGGCCACUCUGAAGCCUCAUGUGACUACUACGGCGGUUCACGUAAUGUUGCAUAGCAUUUGGUUUGGUUCUAAGAUUAUAACAAAUGCAGUUAAUUGUUCAUAAGGUCCUCUAGUUAUAAUUUUUAUUUUUAUACCAGAGUUUGGGACAUUAGAACACUCUAUGAAUCAUUAUUGCCCAGUGAAUUCAACAUGUCAAAAGCAAUUUCAAACUCCCUAAGUUUAAAAAUAGGAAGAUUAUAAUGGCUCAAGUGUGUUCAUUAGAUUUAUAAAAAAUACUUUGAAUUUAAGUUCUCUAAAAUUGUUUUGAUGUAUCACCCCUCUUGGCAACAUUUAUAUUAAAAUUUGGUUUUGGAAAGGCAUAGUUAGCUUUAUCUUAAUAGACUAAUUACUAUUUUGGAAAUGUGUAUUUUCCCACCUGUAAUACUCAUUUCCACAUCCCCUGACGCUCAUGCAGAAUACUAUUAGGCAUACUGUUGUUGACAUACUCUAGAUAGCUCUUCAGAUAACAAGUUUGUUGUUAAAAGCAAUCUUGGAAAGGAAUCCAUUAACUAAAUGGGUCAGAAGGUUCUUUUCGAGAGCUAGGUCCUUCCUCAGAAAGUUGAUUGAUUGUGUACCAUUAAAUUAAGUGUAGACUAUUUUCAUUCCUCUUGCUGCUGAGCAAGACAUUAGCCAUAGGAUGCAAAGUUACGCAGUGCCUUCGUGUCUAAACUUUUAUACUGCACUUUCUAAAGCUUUUAUUUUGAGGAAUAGAGAAAGAUACUGGGCUAAACAUGGAUUCUAAGGUGUACGUAUUUCCUGUCAUUCUAAAGUGAGUUGUGAGGUAAAAUUUUGUUAAAUGUUAAGCUUUAAAUUUAAUAUACCAGACUAUUAAAAUACUGUUCAUUAACUAGUUCAUAGAUUUGAAAAGAAAAUAUCCAAUUGUUAAAGCUACAUGAAGAAAACUUCUUUUUGGUCUACUUGUAAUUAAAAGAAAAUGUUGACAUGAAGCUAAAAGUGAUACUUCCCAA
Messenger RNA from Orycteropus afer afer, 2476 nucleotides. RefSeq names its product anti-silencing function 1A histone chaperone (gene ASF1A). Gene Ontology annotation, cellular component: nucleus. The record is from RefSeq and is a predicted model, not a curated record. Gene Ontology annotation, biological process: DNA replication-dependent chromatin assembly. Gene Ontology annotation, molecular function: histone binding. Lineage: Eukaryota; Metazoa; Chordata; Mammalia; Tubulidentata; Orycteropodidae.